AGACAGACUGUGAAUCAUCAUCCAGUUCUGCUCUUUUUUUAAACCUGACCUCCGACCUCCAUAUGUCCAUGAAAGAGUGUGAUUAAUCUUUACAUAAAAGUCUAACAAACAGAAAAUCCAAGGCUCCCUUUUGCGAGUUUCACAGUCCUCGCAGUGUCCAGGAUGAGCUCUUUGUAUGCAACUGUUUAAUGGUCGGCCGUUUGAGCAGCAGAACAGAACAGAGCAGUCUGUCGUCCUCUCCAGGUCCAGACGUGAUGGAGAGGUGGAGUGAAAGUGAAAGAGGGAGAGCGGGCGGAGAAAGAAAGUGAUGCCUAAUAACUUCUCUGGGGAGCCAGAAAGUAGGAGGAUGCAGGUUUUGCAUGAGAAAAAAAAGAGAGAGAAGGUGAGAGAGAUAACUAACAGAACACAGUGUGCAGCAAAGCAGGUCGGUCCAGGCUCUCCUACCAGAGACAGAGGGAGGGAGGGAGAUAGAGAUAGAGAGAGAGACAGAGAGAGAGGCAGGGGACUCUGAUGUGGCACCAACCAUGGUGAGGGGAGUCAGACUGACUGGAGGGAAGCUGAGGCUUCACUGUGAUACUGGAGCAGCACUGAGAGCACAGGGAUGCGCAACUGAAGCAGCUGAAAUCUCAGUGUUGAGGGAGAAGCUGUAGAGCACUGCUGCAACACCUCCGAGCUCUCCCACCGUAGAUUUUCUGUAGGGCGCAAGUAGGUGGUUUGCUCCCGACAGCAUAGAGCAGGAACAGCCAGGACAUCUCUAGAAUAUUGUGGAGUUACAGCGCCAGGAAGAGUGGCCGUGGUUUUAUCUUUUCUGAUCCUCUUUGGGGAGUCAACUAAUGGAAACCGUUGUCUGAGAGUCUGCAGCCUUCUCUCCAGUCUGGUGCAAGAUGCCCGUGAUGAAGGGCCUCCUCGCCCCGCAGAACACCUUCCUGGAGACCAUCGCAAACCACUUUGAUGGCACUCACAGUAACUUCCUCCUGGGUAAUGCUCAGGGACGUUACGGCCACCCCAUCGUGUACUGCUCCGAUGGGUUUUGUGAGCUGACCGGCUUUGUUCGGAAUGAGGUGAUGCAGAAAACGUGUACCUGCGGCUUCCUCCAUGGAACCGAAACCAGCGAGAGUGUAAUCCAGCAGGUGGACAAAGCGCUGGAGGGCCAGCAGGAGUACCAGGGAGAAGUGUGCUUCUAUAGGAAAAAUGGGAAUCCAUUUUGGUGCCUCCUGAAUAUCGUGCCAAUUAAGAAUGAGAAAGGUGAGGUGGUGCUGUUCCUCUUGUCCUUCAAGGACAUCAGCGAAUCAUACGGGAAGAGUCAUCACUACAGCCAAGGAGACGGUAUGUCAGAAGCUGCUCAUCAGAGCAGGAAAAGCCACCGGUCACACUUUUCCCAAGCUCGAGCGAGAGGGAGGACUAUCCUGCAACAAGUGACCAACCUGUUCUCCAAGAGGGGCAAGAGAAAACUGGCUGAUAGCGUGUUCCAGAAGCCGUCUCUACCUGAGUACAAGGUUGCGGCCGUGAAGAAGUCACGUUUCAUCCUGCUUCACUACAGCAUCUCGAAGGCCCUCUGGGACUGGCUCAUUCUGCUGGCGACCUUUUACGUUGCCGUCGCCGUGCCGUACGACAUCUGCUUUGUCAGUCCCGACGAGGGCAGCGACCAUCACUCAUUUGUCAGCCGCAGCACUAUAGGCAGUGACAUAGCAGUGGAGAUGCUCUUCAUCCUGGACAUCAUCCUGAAUUUUCGCACCACCUACGUGAGUCAGUCAGGUCAGGUGGUGUACGACGCCCGAUCCAUUUACCUCCAUUACUGCACCACCUGGUUCUUUGUGGAUCUGAUCGCAGCUUUGCCCUUUGACCUUCUCUACGCUUUCAACAUCACAGUGACCUCGCUGGUGCACCUGUUGAAGACAGUUCGACUCCUCCGUCUGCUGCGCCUGUUACAGAAACUGGACCGCUACUCCCAGUACAGCGCUGUGGUCCUGACCCUGCUCAUGUCUGUGUUUGCUCUGCUGGCUCACUGGAUGGCUUGUGUCUGGUACGUCAUUGGACGCAAGGAGAUAGAAAGCAGUGACCCCGUAACCUGGGACAUAGGCUGGCUGCAGGAGCUGGGAAAGCGUCUGGAGACACCGUACAUCAACAGCACCAUGGGUGGGCCCUCCAUGCCCAGCGCCUACAUCGCCUCCCUCUACUUCACCCUCAGCAGUCUCACCAGCGUUGGUUUUGGCAACGUGUGUGCCAACACAGAUGCUGAGAAAAUCUUCUCCAUCUGCAUUAUGCUUAUGGGCGCCCUGAUGCACGCAGUGGUCUUUGGUAACGUGACGGCCAUCAUCCAGCGCAUGUACUCCCGCCGCUCUCUCUACCACACCCGGAUGAAGGAUCUCAAGGAUUUCAUCCGUGUGCAUCGGCUCCCUCAGCAGCUGAAGCAGAGGAUGCUGGAGUACUUUCAAGCCACUUGGUCGGUCAACAACGGCAUCAACGCCAAUGAGCUGCUGCACGACUUCCCAGAUGAACUGCGGGCUGACAUCGCCAUGCACCUCAACAAAGACAUCCUGCAGCUGCCGGUGUUUGAGCGAGCCAGUAGAGGUUGUCUGCGCUCCCUCUCCCUGCACAUCAAGACCUCCUUCUGUGCGCCAGGGGAAUACCUUAUACGCCACGGAGAUGCUCUACAGGCAAACUAUUUUGUCUGCUCGGGUUCCCUGGAGGUUCUUAAAGAUGGAAUGGUGCAGGCCAUCCUUGGCAAAGGGGAUCUUAUUGGGGCUGACCUUCCGGGUCACGGCCAGGUGAUCAAGACAAAUGCAGAUGUGAAGGCGCUGACCUACUGUGACUUGCAGUACAUCAGUGUGAGAGCCUUGAGGGAGGUCCUCGAGCUGUACCCAGAGUAUGGCAGCCGGUUCAGCUCUGACAUCCAUCACAACCUCACCUACAACCUGAGGGAGGGCAGUGAAGCUGACGGAGUAAAGAAGUUCCCAUGGUCCUCCAGGCAGUCUCAGGCUCAUGCGUCUAUGGACCAUAAACUUCCCUUCAUUAUCGAGGCAGAUGAUGAAGAAAAUGGAGAAGACGUGAGACACUCUCAGCAGAGGAGAGUGCCUCUGCUGCAUGGAGUGGGCAGCCCUGUUCGCCAGCCCUGCCUCAGCACCCUGCUAGGGGAGGAGUUCCGCCACAUCAACGUGCUCCGCCUCUGUCGAUCACCUGUUCAGGACGGUCGAGGAAGCAGCCCCUCUCCUCAGCCAUUCGCCAGUGAGGAGCAGUGUCCGUCUCCUUUGCCCAGGUUCACCAGUGAUGUGGGCUUCAACCAUCGGCCCACCAGGUUACUCAUGCCAUCCUUACCUUGUGUCAGUCCCCUGAACCUCAGCCCCAGGGUCGUGGAUGGAAUUGAGGACAACGGUCACACAUUUCAGUUUAAUGUAGAGCAGAGCGAGACAAAGACUAAUGUAACAGAUCGGUUCCAGGUGAAUGCUAACCUGCUUCUGGAGACUGAGGAAGUGAGACAGAACAUCAGCAAACUGAACAAAGAGGUGAACAACUUGAACCAAGAAGUAUCCAACCUGGCCAAGGAGCUUCACAACAUAAUGCAUUUCCUGCCGUCCCAUAUGGCCAUGCUCCAUUAUACUCCUCCUGUCUCCACAUAUUCCUAUACCACACAGAUGACUCCAAGUCCUAGUGUGACUGCUUCCAGCAACUGGCAACCCCAUGUCCCUUUAAACAUCGCCACAGGGCUGCACCUCCAUCACGAAGCAAUCAGCCACCCUGCCAGAAAUGUGUGGGGCUGCAGUGGGAUGUCCUCCCAGGGCAGAAGUCCCACCUUGCUGCGCUCUUCAAGCCCGAUGUCGUCCUGCUUACACCUGUGCUGCUCUGACAGAGAAGGAGCUGCCGCACACAGGUUGCAGAGCCCGUGUGGCACCUUCCAAACCUCCAGAACAACUCCGAACUCUCCCUACAUGACCCACCCGCAUGCUCAGGGAGGUCCGUCCCUCCUGGCCCUCAGCUCUGCCUUCAGCAGCUUCCCGGGGAUUUGUCAGGCUCCGCAGGUGGGUUACAAUGCAACUAUCCCCACGAUGAGCAACUCUCACUCUCUGUGCUCCACAGUCAAUUCUGGCUACUCCCUUCCAUCACUGACUGUUCAAACCAACUCAGAUCCCGCACAUCAGACCGGCUCCCAGACACCCAUCCACUCCUCCAUCACUCCCGUUGGCCAGCCGCAGUAUCACACCACCUUCAGCGCUCUCUCCUCUUCUGGAGUCCACAUGUCGGUCUGCACGGGGCACAGUCAGAGCCUGCAGGGCUCCAUCAGCGGUCCCAGGCUGAAUGACCCUGUAGGAUCCAGCCCUGUCCGCCACACACAGGACCCUGCAUGUUCCCUGCUGGGGCAGGCGAUGGCCAGAGACUGUAGAGCUCCACUGUAUCAUGAGACGACGGACAAUAUUGAAUUUCUCGGUAUGAGCAACAGCACUUUAACUGUAGAAGUUCAACCACCUCACUUGGACAUGGAGGAAACACAGAUCCUGCACUGAUGACCUCUGUGUUUUGUUGUGUUACUCUAUGAUAGUGAUGAAUUUGUACCUUUAAAGACUUUCAGUGUUUUCAAGUUCCACCAAAUAGAAUACACAAACCUCUGCAGACACCCUAUCACCACCUCUGAAUACAACUUAAAUUUGUUUAUUGCUUACUGGUCUGCAGAGACAGUAAACAGAUAAAUAUUCACCCAGACAUGCACCAGUCACUCUCUCUCUCUCUUUAGUGUUUCAUUUUAUAUUUAUAAAAACAAACAGUUUUUUACUAUAAGGCAUUAUAUCUGCUAUCACCACAGAGUUUAUACCAGCCCAGUGUGACCAGGCUUCAGAUGCAGGUCAUGAGUUACGGGUACGCAGCGCCACUCAGUGGUGAGAGUCAGGCGGAACAGCAAACGGCUCAUACUCCUUCAGAGGAGAACACUUGAAUAGGAUAUUCAUGUGAUUAUUCACCUUGAAACCAAGUACAGAUGUACAGUCAUUGAUAGAUUUUAUUUAUUCAUCUAUUUAUUUUUACUUUUUUAUUGCAGCUAUUUAAAAAAAAAAAACCCAUGUGAGCGCUCAGCAGAUGGAGGACGAGGCAUGGCUGACAUUGUUUGAUAUUUUGAGUUUUUAAGGUGCUUAACUUUUUUUUUUUCUACUUUUUCUUUUUCUUUUAAUUUGUGGAGGAAACACUUACAGAAUAGUCAUGGAGCAAUUCAUAGUCCUUCAGUAUACUUCACACAGCAGUCCUUCACAAUGCACCUGUUGCAAUCAGUAUACAUAUUAACAUGAAGGAGAAGGCAGCAUGGUAAGAAGCCUGUAAUUCCCACAUCUCUCCCUCACAGCUGAACUCCUGAACCUUUGACCAUAAUAAGAUUCUCAAACAGUGUGAAAACCUUCGCUGUGUGUGUCAUACACUUACGGUUGACUUAAUUUGCAACAUGAGCAAGUUUUUAACUUAGGAAAGAAGAUACUGAGGAUGGUGCUCUAUGACCUGUCUUCACCAACACAAACGUGUAUACUCACCACACAGGCCUCCUCUUUGUAACCCUGAAGCUCUGAAGUGUUGGCUGUAAUUCUGAUGUACGCUAGUAUUAGCAUGGUAAUUGUAAACACAAAGAACAAACAGGUGAUCGACAGGGUCGCGCAAGCAGAAAAAAGUGUUGUGUUUUUUGGUUGAAAGAAGCAAAUUUUAUUUUUGCACAAAAGAUGAAUUAUAACAUCCCCUGGAUCAUAAUGUUCGUUAGAAACAUAAUGGUCUACCAUCUACAUUAUUCUAGGCUGCAUGCUUCGUUGUGUCAUCUGCCAGCGUGAAUGUCUCUCAGACUCAAAACAUAGACUUAGACUGUCUGCUUAACUGAUACAUUUUGGAAAAGUUUUUUUUUUUCUUUUCUGCAAUAGAUUCAUUAAAAUGACUCAUAGAGACCUC
Molecule: messenger RNA, 5907 nt
Organism: Acanthopagrus latus (yellowfin seabream)
Lineage: Eukaryota; Metazoa; Chordata; Actinopteri; Spariformes; Sparidae
Gene: kcnh4a
Product: potassium voltage-gated channel, subfamily H (eag-related), member 4a
Exons: 16
Coding region: 885-4499 (1204 amino acids)
Biological process (GO): potassium ion transmembrane transport; regulation of membrane potential
Cellular component (GO): membrane
Molecular function (GO): voltage-gated potassium channel activity
Source: RefSeq, a predicted model, not a curated record